This is a messenger RNA of Histoplasma mississippiense, 987 nucleotides long. RefSeq lists its product as hypothetical. Gene Ontology annotation, cellular component: cytosol. The transcript is spliced from 3 exons. The record is from RefSeq and is a predicted model, not a curated record. The coding region runs from base 1 to 987 and encodes 328 amino acids. Gene Ontology annotation, biological process: iron-sulfur cluster assembly. Gene Ontology annotation, molecular function: ATP binding; iron-sulfur cluster binding; ATP-dependent FeS chaperone activity. NCBI's taxonomy places the organism in Eukaryota, Fungi, Ascomycota, Eurotiomycetes, Onygenales, Ajellomycetaceae.
AUGGCACUUGACGGUGUCAAAAACAUCGUGUUGGUUUUAUCCGGCAAAGGCGGCGUCGGCAAAUCAUCCGUAACUUUACAACUUGCUCUAGCCCUAACCCUUCAGGGCCGGUCUGUGGGCAUUCUUGACGUCGACCUGACAGGGCCUUCAAUGCCACGCUUAGUUGGAAAGGAAGAUGCAAAAAUUACACAAGGGUCCGGCGGCUGGACGCCGGUUUUAGUGCAUCCUGCAUUCGCAGCUUCCUCUGCCAAUUCCUCCGUACCAUCUCCACCUCCUCAGUCGUCCACCUCCACCGCUACGGGAACCGGCGGACCAACCGGUACAGGUACAGAUAAAAGAACAGCUACUAUUACUACUACUGCUGCUGCUGCUGCUGCUGCUGCUACCACGCCACAGCCUUCUGCGACACUGCCGGAUACAAAUACAGAUCCGGAUCCAGAUACAGAUACUCAACCCAAUACCCAACCCCAGCUACAAAAUGGCCAAAAACGCCCAACCGACACCGCACCCCGCGGCUCCCUCCGCUGCAUGUCCCUUGGCUUCCUCCUCCGCGACCGCGGCGACGCUGUAAUCUGGCGCGGCCCCAAAAAGACCGCAAUGAUCCGCCAAUUCCUCACAGAUGUCCUAUGGGGCGAAACCGACUACCUACUCGUCGACACCCCGCCAGGAACCAGCGACGAGCACAUUGCGCUCGCAGAGCAAUUGCUCACACUUGCGACCACUACACGCCCAGGAACAGCAACAAGCCAUGAUGCCACAUCUACCCAGCAGCAGCAACAAGAACAACAGCAGCAGCAGCAAAGGAAGAAACCCCUCCUGGCCGGCGCUGUCCUCGUCACGACCCCACAGGCCAUCUCGACAGCAGACGUGCGCAAGGAACUCAAUUUCUGCGCCAAGACGUGUAUCCCCGUCAUUGGCGUUGUUGAGAAUAUGUCUGGGUACUCAUGUCCGUGCUGCGGGGAGAUAGAAAAAGGGAAACAGAUUUGA